CCCACUUGCAGAUUGUGUGAUAAAUGGGUUGUAGUGAAGGACUGUAACAAAAUAUUUUCUUUGAAAUUUUUUAUUUAAGAGCUAAGUCUUGCGGUCUGUUGGUUUGAAUACAGGUGAUAGUUUCUAAGGAUUUAACAGUUUAAACUAGUGUUAUAGUGAUUAACGCAAGGAACAAUCAGAUCGACUUAACAAAAUUAUAUAGGCCUGGGUGACUGCAAUAAUACUGUGAAACUGGACAUUUAUUGCAAAGAGAUAAAUAAACUGGAAGUAACAAGGAAAACUUGUGAUGGAGACAGUCGUAAGGAUGGGACAUAAUUUUGGAACUACUUUGUGAAUCAUGUGAUAUCAAACUACAACAACUAGAUACUAUAAAUUUAGUUCAUAGUGUCACAUAAUAGUGACUAUUGUAUCCAAGCUGGCAAUUUCCAAAAUCACUGGAUUAAAUUUGUGUUCAACCAACAAAUAAGGAUUACAAAGGUCAUGGCAGACAAACAAAAGAUGGUGUUUAAUUUUCUUAAGCAGGCAAUUGUGAUAAUCACGUAAAAUAUAAACAGUCUUGACUCUAUAUUUAAAAAAAUAUAAAUUAAUAACACUUAUUGUUGUCAAGAAAUUUUCAUUUAAAGACUUUCAUAUACAGAACAUUAAAGACAAAAAUGUGAAAAUUGUGAAAAUGACAAUAUUGAAGAGUAUGGAGAGUAUUUCAAAUAAGUAUGACAAUGUUUUCUUGAGACAACUGUAAACGUUUAACUGUCAGUUUGGGUAAAAAAAAAAAUUGGUGAAAAUCGAAUACACUAAACCAGCCGACACAAUGAAUGACGCACAGCGAGCGGCAAUACAGCGUCACCUCAAGCUUCUUGCUGAUGACAUCAUGCUUACAGAGGAGCUUCUGGGCAUCAUGUACCAACGGCGACUAUUCGAGAAACACAUGAUUGAAACCAUCAAGGCUGAGAAAACAAAUACUGACAAGCUGUAUGUGAUGCUGCACAUGCUGCCGAAACGUGGCCCAGAUGCGUUUGACAACUUCAUCGAGAUUCUAAAGCCAAACUACCCCUGGCUGGCAUCCACUUUAGAAACCACUUACAGAGAUGAGAUGACCCUUGUCAGACAGAACUCCAUCAUCAGCAUGUGUACCGCAUGUGGAGGCAAUGGUGGUCUCACAGCUCGCAGUGACACACAGGUGGAUGGUGGGAGACAACAGCCUGAGAUACAGGUGGAUGCAGAUGUAAAGAAGAAAGUUGAAUGUUUCAUCCAUAAGACGUUUGGUCACAGAAAGACAAUUGCACACCAGGACAAGCGUUGCAUGGAGAGAUGGCUGUCAGAGCAGAUACAGACUGAAAGAAAACAGAGAAUGACAAAACCCUCAAAUGUAUCAGAGGAAUCCAAGACCCCAGAGCCCCCUGUCGGUUCAAGCCUGGUGUCAUACGCUGAUCAAAACCACGAAGAACUUAAACGGGUUUAUAACAAAGUCAGGGAAGAAAAUCUAUGUGACAAUAUUAACAUUGAUAAUUCAUACAAAAAGCAGCACACUGACAGUAAUGAGAACAUGAGCAUAGAAAGUGGUAGUGACGAUGUUGAUGCUGGCGUUAAUGCCAACAUUGAUACUAAUAUUGCUGACAUUGGAAUGUUUGCUGAAUUGUUAGGAGAAGAAGUCAACAGAAUGAUAAACAAACUUAACACUCUGGAAGGAAUUAUAACACAAUGUCAUUACAUUCUUGGUGAUUCUGAAAGAAAGAAAAAGCUUACAGAACUUCUGAAAGAAGCACAGUACGACAGAAAGCAUAACGCACAAGAAUUGGCCAAGGAAAAAGCAAAGUCAGAAGAAAUGUUAAAAGAAUUAUAUGACUAUAGCAAAACAAUAAACAAAUAUGAACUUACAAAACAACAACAGAGGCAGGAGAUUGACAAAUUAAAAGAAGAGGUUCAUAAGUUAGAAAGGAGGAAUGCAGUUUUAACAGACAGAUGUGAGACUCUUGAAGCAGCCAACAGGCAGCACAUUGAAAAGGAAAAGACACUGGCAAAUCUUAACAAAAUGAUUGAUGAUCUGAAAGCUACCCAGUCGGCCUCUAACGAUGACAAUAAUUUAAAUCACAGUCCAAUCAGUAUGUCUCGUUACAGGAGAAUGCCUCGGGCUACACAUAGGAAAGGAUCGACUGCUGACUUGAGUAAUCCAGUAACUUCCAGGAAGGUGCCGCCAAAAACUGUGAAUGCAACUAGAAAGAGGACUUAUCUACCUAUCAGCAGAUUUCCUUAAUUGUUCAUAAUAAUAUAUUGACAUGUUGAUGUUAAACAAAAACAAGCACAAUCCAUGAGACAAGGCAUUUAUAUGGCAUUUAUGAUGUGCUUGAAUGACACAUAAACAAAAUAAUAGCAGUCAGCAUUACACUUAUUUAAACCAAUUUUUGACAAAAAUGCAUGGCAUUUUGUCAACAAGUUGUUCAAAAAGCUCUACAUUUGCCAGAGUACACAAGAAAUUAGCUUGUAAAAAAAAUAAUUUAAGCAUUUUUUUGGACUAAACUUUUUUUUUUAUAAACAUUAAAGGCUUACAUGUUUUUAAGUGCUAACUGUUACUAUUUUGCCACUUUACAUAUAAAAACAUUCAACAUAUUCCCAUUAAGUAUUAUGCAGCUGUACAGAUGUAAAUAUAAAUAUGAAAAUUGGAGAUCUUAACUUAAAUAGAUCUGAAAUAUCUGUAAAUAUAAUGUUAACAACUUUGUAAAGAUGUUAUUGCAAUUCUUGCUGUAGCACAUUUUUGCGUUACGUUAAAUAUAUAUUGCUUCUUGCAUAUCGUAUCAUUCCCACACACAUGAUAAUUAAACAGGCAGCAAAUUAAAAAAACAUAUUUUGGCAAUGUUCAUACACAUCUAGGCUUCUCUGUUCAGUUCACAACUUAAUGCCCGAAACAAAAUGAGGCUAACUUAUUUGUGCUUACAUUGUGGCGUUGACAAUUAAAACAGUUUACAUUGUGUACCCCAUUUAUAUUGUUUGUAUUGUUUAAAUUUAAAACCAUUUAAAACCAUCUUUUGUAUUUAGGCAUUGUUAAUCUGUGUCAUCUUGGUUGAUUGUUUGAAUGAGUCUUACCAGUGAUUCUUGUUCAGGCCUUAUUAGAAAAAGUAACUUAUAUAUAUAUAUAUAUAUAAUACAUCUAUCUAUAUGUUAAGAUUUUGUAAACCCCUAUGACUGUAGUAUGUAAAAUAUAUUUGGGAAAAAAAAGAUUAAAGGGAAACAAUGUAUGCAGUAUUUUUAUGAUAUAUGUGAUUCCUUUGUAAAGGUUGUUAAUAAAUAAUGUAUAAUUGUUCUCUCCCAAUGUCCUCAAAGCGCCCAUGUAAAAAUAUAAUUGUAGAUUAACUCUUUCAGUGCGGGAACCGAAUUUUGAAGGCCUUUGCAAACAGUUUGGAUCCAGAUGAGACGCCACAGAAUGUGGCGUCUCAUCAGGAUCCAAACUGUUUGCUAUUCUGAUAGUAUUCUUUGAAAAAAAAUCGAAGAAAAUGCUAAGUUUAGAAAUUCUGCAGACGACAUUUUAGCAGACGACAAAUUUCCCAGCAUGCAAAGGGUUAAAGAGCAUACAAAAAAUAUUUUGUUUCAAAUAAUAAAUAAAUAAUCAAAAUACAAUAUAUUACGAUAAACGGUAUCUGGUGAUUUUCUUUUAAUUGACACAAAUACAACUGCUUAACAUUAAAUGAACCAGUCUAAGAUUUAGGGAAGUUUGUGAUAUUAGUAAGAUAUAAAAAAAAAUUGAUUCAUUAGAAUGUUGUGGAUACUUGCUUGUGUUAAAAAAUACCAUAAAUCUUGCCUAUCAUAUUAAUGACUAAUGUUUUGACGUGUACCAGAAUUUUUAUUUUCAAUACAUUUAUAAUUGUAUUUCACCUUUUUAAAUUUUUAGUUUUAAAAAUCAGCGGAUGAUUAAUAAACAUAAAAAGGUUGUGAAAAUACUUGUUUAUCAUCUACGUUUUGUUUACCAUACACCUGUAUACUAAUUGUGAACAAAUUCCAUAAAUACAAAAUAGUAUUUGUAGUAAAGUUUGUUGAUCAAACUAUUAUAAAUGUGUGCUCAAUUAGUAUUUAUUUUCUUAUUUAUUUCUUAUAUAUGUACAUCAUUUAUUUAAAUCUGUUUUAAAAAUAUAUCAAUUGAAUAUUAAACUGUUACGAACUGGA
Molecule: messenger RNA, 4152 nt
Organism: Dreissena polymorpha
Lineage: Eukaryota; Metazoa; Mollusca; Bivalvia; Myida; Dreissenidae
Exons: 6
Coding region: 809-2251 (480 amino acids)
Biological process (GO): regulation of apoptotic process
Molecular function (GO): death domain binding; protease binding
Source: RefSeq, a predicted model, not a curated record